AUGCAGUUAACGUCAGCGUCACAGGACCGCUCGCAGGCCCCGGCCCGGCGUGUGCUCCGCAGCCCUCGGGAGGAGCCAAAGCGCCUGACUUCGCUGACUGCUUUCACGUUAUGUUUUUGUUUCCGAAAGUCUGAAGAGAGCGCCGGUUCGUGUUGCGUGUGUCAGCAGCACUUCGUUUCAACUGGCAGCCGAAUUCCACGUUUAAUCGCUUUGGAUCAACCUGAGACCGUCCUGGUGGACUGCAGCCGGUCUGGUCACCCUCGGAUUAAUAAGACGUACACCUUUGAAAGAGUUUACGGUCCAGCAGAGGCUCAGACUGUGGUGUUUGAAGAUGUCUGUCCGCUUCUUACAUCCUUCUUAGACGGGUACCACGUCUGCAUCAUGGCCUACGGACAGACAGGCAGCGGGAAGAGCUUCACCAUGCUGGGGCCACACGCCCAGGACGCUCCUGCCUCCCGCGAUGAGCUGGGCAUCCUUCCCAGGGCCGCCCAUGAGCUCUUCAGGCUUAUUUCAGAAGAUCCGUCGAGGAGCCCCGGGGUCCAGGUCUCCGUAGUGGAAGUUUAUAACAACGGCAUCUUCGACCUGCUGGCCAGCGACGGCUGCGGCGUGACCUCCGGGGUGAGGCGUCGGGUGCUGACGACCCACGAGGGCCAGGAGGUCUCUGGGCUGACCCACGAGUCCGUCCACAGUGCCGAGGAGUUCAUGACCCUGGUGGGUGCCGGCCUGCAGCUCAGGGCGAGGCAGGCCACCGCCGUGCACAGCGACUCGUCCAGGUCUCACCUGGUGGUGACCGUGACCCUGACCAGAGCCGCCUCCCCCCACAGCACCGCAGACUCCAGGUCAAAUCAGCCACUGCCCCGGGGGCUCCAGCGCCUGGUUCCCCAGCAGCCCGCCCUGGAGAGAAGCCCAAGUGCGCCCCGCCGAGCCUCGUUCGUGUCCCCGAGGCCCCAAGCCCUCAGGCGGGCGUCGGAGCAGGUGCACGCCAAGCUGCAGCUCGUGGACCUGGCGGGCAGCGAGUGUGCUGGUGUGUCUGGAGCGACGGGUCUGGCCCUGAGGGAGACUUCGUCCAUCAACCGGAGCCUGGCGGCCCUGGCGGACGUGCUGGGCGCCCUGUCAGAGGGCAGAGGCCACGUGCCCUACCGGAACAGCAGGCUCACCCACCUGCUCCAGGACGCGCUGGGAGGCGACGCGAAGUUACAGGUGAUCGUGUGCGUGUCCCCCGGCCAGAAGCACGUGGCUGAGACGCUGCAGAGCCUGGGGUUUGGGGCCAGAGCGAGACAAGUGGAGCGAGGCCGUCCGGCCCCCAGGAAACGCAGGUGGAACCCAGUCACUGAGGCCCCAGGACCAGGGCCGAGGGAGGGCACACAGGUGGGAGGCAGCGCCCCGCCCCCGCCCCCCUCCCGGGCCAGAGGCGUCUCAGAAUCUGCUGGGAGAUUAACAUGUUGGUUCAGACCCGAGUGGACUCUUUCAACACUGAGAAAUGAGGGGUCAAUACCCAAAAAUAAAGCAAAAAGCUGAG
This is a messenger RNA of Phacochoerus africanus (Common warthog), 1519 nucleotides long. It is a transcript of the gene KIF25, whose product is annotated as kinesin family member 25. The record is from RefSeq and is a predicted model, not a curated record. The transcript is spliced from 11 exons. Bases 1 to 1518 code for a protein of 505 amino acids. Gene Ontology annotation, cellular component: microtubule; kinesin complex. Gene Ontology annotation, biological process: microtubule-based movement. Gene Ontology annotation, molecular function: ATP hydrolysis activity; ATP binding; microtubule motor activity. NCBI's taxonomy places the organism in Eukaryota, Metazoa, Chordata, Mammalia, Artiodactyla, Suidae.